Molecule: messenger RNA, 852 nt
Organism: Oncorhynchus gorbuscha (pink salmon)
Lineage: Eukaryota; Metazoa; Chordata; Actinopteri; Salmoniformes; Salmonidae
Product: cyclic nucleotide-gated cation channel alpha-3-like
Exons: 6
Coding region: 346-852 (168 amino acids)
Source: RefSeq, a predicted model, not a curated record
CUGUUCAUGAAGGUGACGGAAGUGCGCUACGGUUUAAAGAAGGCUGCUUGGGUAAUAAAGGACACAGGGGGAGCUGUCCGUUGGCCUGGGUGCUGAAAUAUAAUUCCAAGUCGUUGUGUCCAGUAGUAUAACAUUUGAAAGUAAUGUAAGGCCGUGUCUAAAGAGGAAUUAAUGAUUGGAAAAUGUUUGUGUAGCCUAUGAAGCAAAGGAGGAAAACAUGGGAUUAUAUCACGUCGAGAGUUCCUUUGACGAAGACAUUUGGUUGAGGACUAUCCUUCCCUAAACUAUAUUCAGUUCACAGCAGUCCACCAGCCUGAUGCAUUGGGGACCAUAGAGUGAACCAAGAUGCCUAAGAUCAGCACGGAGCAGUCUUAUCCCAGCCACGGCCGCUGUUCGGUAAACACCCCCGACAACCUGGACCAGAUUGAGAGUGGCAGCAGCCAUGAGGACCAACUGGACCCCUCCUUCACGGGGACAGGAGGCAUGUCCAGGCUGUCUCGCUUCAUGGUGUUGGUGAAGGGCUGGUCAUCUCACAGUAGUCAGCCCUCAGAUGACCUUCCUUUAGACUCAACCAUGAAGUCACACACAGAGUUCAGAGAGGCCUGGAGGGCAGAGAGCAUGUCCAACACCAGACUCUCUGACCAAGUCCGCAGGAGGAACAAUGGUCAAUGGCCCCUUGCAGCAUACAAUAUGAACAACUGCAACAACAAGGAUGACAAAAAAGACGAGAAGAAGGAUGAGAAGAAACCGGAUCCCCCGAAGCCACCUGAUAAGAAACCGGAUGAGAAGAAACCGGAUCCCCCCGUAAGUAUAUUCAGAUUCUAUAGUUAUAUGGAAGUCUUAUAUGUAUAA